Molecule: messenger RNA, 3332 nt
Organism: Phoenix dactylifera (date palm)
Lineage: Eukaryota; Viridiplantae; Streptophyta; Magnoliopsida; Arecales; Arecaceae
Source: RefSeq, a predicted model, not a curated record
GAACCCUCCCUCUUCGAUGCUCUUCCGAUCGAAGUUCCGUCCUUUCGGCCAAUUCCCUCCUCAGCUUCCAGCCCCCAAGCCCGCGAUUUCCUCGGCGGCGGCGGCAGCGGCGGACGAGCUCCUUAUUGAUUCGUCGACAUCCAAGAAUCCGGUGAGAGAAAUCCUAACCCUAGCGAAACGAGGGAAUCGGCCACUGUUUCUUCCCUCUAAUCGGACGCGGGUCGAUAGGCAAUCCCGCGGGGCCGGGAAAGAUGGAAACUUUAUGGACUGGGAGGUGGCAAGAACUAGAUUCGAGGACGCCAGGCUUGCUCGUCUGGAGACUUGCCAUGCUUUGGCUCGGGAGGGGAGGUUGAAGGAGAUAAACAGCGUUUUGAAGCAAAUGCUGCACGAAGAAGGGUCUGGUUCGGCACCAUCCCUUUGUGAAUUGCUGCAGAAUAACUUCAGAGACUGCGAUUCUUGCAGUAUAGUAUGGGACGUGCUGGCAAAUGUUUAUGCUCAAUUGGAAAUGAUUCAUGAUGCCCUUUAUGUUCUCAGCAAGAUGGACAGCCUGAACAUGCAAGCUUCAAUAUCCACUUAUGACAGUUUAAUGUACAAUUUAAGACAUACAGACAUGGUCUGGGACAUCUACAAAGAAAUCAGAGCCCGUGGGGUUACUCAUAGUGAAUACACUUAUAACAUCCUCAUUGACAGUCUUUGCAAGCAGCAGAGGUUGCAGGAUGCCAUAUCCUUCUUUCAAGACGUGCAUGGUCGAAAAGAGGUCAAACCUUUCAUUAUCACUUUCAACACCCUCAUGUCUGGAUUAUGUAAUGCAGGUUUGGUAGAGGUUGCCAAAUCUAUCCUCUCUCUGAUACUUAAAUAUGGGUUGCGUCCGGACAGAUACAGUUAUACUACUCUCAUACAUAGGCUAUGUGCAGCAGGUUCCAUGGAGGAAGCUUUGAAGCUUUUUGAGGACAUGGAGAAAGAUGGCAUAUUGCUUGAUGUUGUGGCGUAUAACAUUCUCAUAAAUGGAUACCGUUUACUUGGGCUGAUGAGUGAGGUUUGGAAGCUCAUCAAGAUGAUGAUUUUUCAAGGGCUGAAGCCAGACCUUGUUACUUAUACUAUACUAAUUACAGGGCAUUGUGAAAAGGGUGAUGUUGAAGAAGGGUUGAGGGUGCGGAGGGAGGUCAUUGCUCGAGGGAUUCAGUUGAACAUUGUUGCAUACAGUGUGCUUUUGAAUGCUCUGUUUAAAAAAGGGCAAAUUGGUGAAGUACAUCAGUUGCUUGAUGAGAUAGAAGCUAUUGGUUUGCACAUGGAUUUGGUAGCGUAUUCCAUUCUGAUCCAUGGGUACUGCAAACUAGGAGAAAUUGAAAGGGCGCUUCAAGUGUGCCAAAUGAUGUGCUCCAAACAAGUGAUGCCUAAUUCAUUUACUCAUGGGGCAACUCUUUCAAGCCUGUGCAAGAAAGGGAUGCUGGUGGAAGCAAGGUGGUAUUUGGACAAUCUAGUCGGUAGUGGUCUGAUGGUGGACAUCAUUUUGUACAAUAUUGUGAUUGAUGGCUAUGCAAAAAUUGGUGAUGUUGAUGGUGCACUUGAGUUGUAUGAACAGAUACUUAAGCUAGGGUUAUCUCUAACUAUUGUCACAUAUAAUACCCUAAUUUUUGUCUUUUGCAAGAUUGAAAAGUUAACUGUGGCAGAGCACUUUCUUAGGCAAAUUGAGCUUAAUGGAAUAAAUCCAACAGUAGUGACCUACACCACUCUUAUGGAUGCCUUUGUUGGAGCUGGAAAUACUGAUUCAAUGUUAAGAAUGUUCAAUGAAAUGAUUGAGAAAGCAAUCAUGCCCAAUGUUAUUACAUACAGUGUAGUCAUGAAGGGGCUCUGUAAGCAAGGGAGGCUACAAAAAGCUAUUGACAUUCUCAAGGAUAUGCAUAUAUCAGGUAUAUAUGCUGAUCAAAUUACAUAUAAUACACUUAUGCAAGGAUUUUGUGAAGUGCAAAACAUAGAAAUGGCUUUUCGCAUACAUGACGAAAUGUUACAACACAAUCUUAUGCCUACUCCUGUAACAUAUAAUCUUCUUAUUAAUAUUCUUUGCUUGAAAGGCAAAGUAGACUGUGCUGAAAAGUUUCUAGAUUCUCUUCUGGAUAAGGGUGUCAGGUUGAGUAAAUUUGCUUAUACCACAAUAGUCAAAGCACAAUGUGCAAAAGGAAUGCCGGGUAAAGCCAUUAUUUUCUUUGACAGAAUUAUAAGAUCUGGGUUUGAAGUUUCAAUCAAAGAUUUCAGUGCAGCAAUCAAUCGAUUAUGCAAAGGAAAUUUUGUAAAUGAAGCAACAAUAUUUCUAAAGAUGAUGUUGUAUGUUGGCAUAUACCCGGAUGAGGAGUUGUGUACCGUCAUAUGUAGUGCUUUCAUCAAAAAAAAAGAGCUGCAGUCAUUAUUUGUGUUGCAAGCCAUGAUUGUCAAAAGUGGUAUUCUUGCCUGGGAUAUCCAGUAAGGAGUUUAUUUAUGAAGCAUAGCAAAUUCAAGGGAGUUUAUAUGUUCAAGCUUGAUGGCACUGUGUUUAUAUGCAUGAGCUAUUGUACCCGGAAAGUCUUUCAACAAAAGGGUUCAAAUUAUCUAUUUCGAAACAAUUAUCUAGCAAGGAAAGAUAAUUGAAGCAUGAAGUAGUCUAGUGAUUCAUAUGAUGACCUCAAUAUUUGAGGGGAAAUUUGUCGCAUCAGGAGAUAUCGGCGAGGUCAAGUGAUAGUUGGUGGUUGAUCAGGAGCUAUAUUCAAGCAACUGAGGGGGCAACCACCUGUUUUUCUCUUCGUCAUUCUUACUGACUGGAUUAGAUACCCCUCCUCCUCCCGCUCCUGCUGAGGUGCCGCUUCUCCUGCCAGCACCUGCACCACCACCAGAUGGUUUCCUGGAUUUAUGCUUACGGUCUCUCUCCUGCUGCAGAUGAUCCGCAAGCUGCUGCCCACGACUGUUUGAAUGCGACCCCUACCAUUAUGAUCUCAUUUUCCUGAAGGACCUCUAGUUUAGGGGUACAGCAUGUGGAGUUUUUCCAAGUCUUACUGUGACAAAAUUUAUUAGUAUCUGGUAGUUCUGCAACUAAGAUAGCAGGCUCUAAUCACACUGAGGGUAGACUUCGUAGUUCAGAUGAGAAGUUUUCCCACCUAUUGCCAUUUUCUUUUUUGUGUUUUCUAUUUCUUUCUUGACUGCUGUUAUCAAGAAGCAGAAACAUGUUUAGUAGAGAAUGUAAGAGAAAUGUCUGUGGAUAAAAUUUUAAUUUACUACCUCAUCUGAUAGUCUUGUUCUUACUGAGAAAAAUUCAAAGGCACUGUAUUCAUAUUUGUACGCAUAUAGCACACAUGCUUGGAAAA